AUGCAGACAACCACCUACAUUCCUCAAUCUCAGGCACUGAUAAUAGCAACAGAUCGCUCAGCCGCCCAGUCUCAGGUCUCUCGAAAACCAUACCGAGUCAACGGCAAGUUUGCGAAGCGACCCGCGACCCCCAGCAACGAUUCUCAGCCCAUCAUCAUGAGUGGUGACGCGUCUGACCCUUCAAUCUCAGCGGAGGAGUUCACAGAGCUUCGCUCCGAAGUGGCGGACCUCUCAGGAAAGGUCUCCAAUCUCAUGGAUCAGCUCACUGCAAUGUUUGGCUCCACGAGCUCGCCGCCGGCUCCCCCAGCUGUGAACUCCACCACCCCACCUCCUGCACAACAGACUGCUCAGCCUCCGGCCUCUUCCUCAUUGCAACCCGCCCCUCCCGGACCCACUAUGGCGCCUGCCACAUCGGCCGCGUUCCGUGGCUUCUCCCAAUCACCGUCCUGGGGCGCCCUUGGCGCACAAUCCCAAUCCAGCCCCUUUGGUACCGCGUCCGGCAUGCAAUUUGUGCCACCACUCCCGCCUCUGGACUCCCCAGCAGGUGCGCCGUCCUCCCUUCGAUCUCUUUUCCCCGAUGUCGAGCCGGCCGUCCUUGUACUUGUCAUUUCCCACGAGCUCAAGGCUCAGGACUUGUAUAAGCUGGAUGGACGCGUCAACGAGAUGGAGGCGACGUUCAGCCUCAAUGCCAAUGGCAUCUUCGAACGCAACGUGUCUGGACAUAAGCAGUACACGAGCCCUGCCACGGUCAUCCACCCCCUCCACACAUAUUUUGCGAUCCUCACAGCCCAUCUCGCAUCUGUACCUGCUGUCCCAGCAGCAGUUCGGACAUCCGCUCCCACGUACUUCUACCGGUACCUCGGCCACCUUACCUCCCUUGCGGCUGAGUACGAGUGGAAAGCAGUUCUGCGCUAUCACGAGCUCUUUUUCAAUCGCCGCCGCAAUGACAUGAUCGACGGGCUAUAUGCCAAUUGGGCCUAUCCGGAUGUCGGGCUCCUCAGCAUGCACGUGUAUCAGCACCGUCGCACUGCAUCUCCAGUCACAUCGGGAUCUGGCAACAAGACAGCACCAGCUAAGCGCAGCCCCCCUCCGACCGCGAACGCAUCUGAGGUCUGCCGGAACUUCAAUCUUGGGCAAUGCACUUCCCCGUGCCGGUUUGGGCGCUCCCACACGUGCUCAUCACCCGGAUGCGGGGCCAUCAGGAGAAUAAGAAGUUGCCGCUCAGCACCGCGGGUCAAUCUCGCCGACUUGGCGACUGUCACCAGCUCACACAAUGUACACCACCUUGAUCAAUCUGAGCUGUCCCUUCCGUUCGCAUGAGUAAAUACCAGCUUAUAUGGACUGGAGCAGGCCCCUCCCAGUCAAUCCAUACACUCGAGCUCAAUCAUUAUCGACAACGCGCUAUCA
Molecule: messenger RNA, 1407 nt
Organism: Mycena citricolor
Lineage: Eukaryota; Fungi; Basidiomycota; Agaricomycetes; Agaricales; Mycenaceae
Source: the annotation of a GenBank genome assembly